UGUCCACCCUACUAGGUACCACCACACUGCAACUGACACUGCUGCACCUGCAAAUUUACGUACACAGGGCCAAACACCGCUAUAGGAAAGCUGUUUCAGGUUGACCUCCAUUACCUCCAGUACCUCCACCCUAUCUGUAUCGCACCGCACCAACACCCAGCACCCCCAAAGCGCCCUGACACUCCCUCACUGGUCAACAUCAUCCAUCACCACAGCACAGCGAAGCACUGCAACUGCACAACUCUCCCAACACAGUCACUCCUUCUACUCCAUACUAAGUACCAUCCUACCCCCCAAUCCUUCACCACCACCACCACCUUGCGCCAGUCAACCCAUCCCCAUCCUCAUCCGAUAUCGAGUCGUUCCUUUGCGUAAAAUCCUCUGCUUUCACCACGUAUCGCUUCUUCGCUCGCAAGCCUACUUACUGUACCGCCACCCGUCGCGCAGAAUCCAUCCCAUCCCAUCUCAAAGGGCAGACACAACAACCAUCCCAAAAUUUCUUGCGAGCAACCACUCGACUAUUCUAAAACGGGCGCAUCUACAGUAUCAGUCGAGAUCAAAAGUGGAGCGCUCAUCACCAGAGUCGCCACCCCGUGGUCGCCUUCUCCGUAAUCGAGUCGCUCGCUGGUCGGCAUCGAAUCACCACUUUGGAUCCCAGACUCAGAUCCCCGCUAUUCACCGAAUCGUCUGCAAAAACUCAAUCACAUCCACCCAUUCGUAAUCUUUGCGCAGGAAUCACUUCACUCGACACCAAGGUCAUUCCUACUCAUUCCGAAAGUGUAUGUUGGUUGGUUGGUUGCUGCGACAAUCCCGUCUGUCCCCUUUGUUCGUAAGAUCGGCAUCACCAUAUCGCUGAAACGCAAGGCGACCGAAUCUAAUCGCAUCCGGAGGUCAACCUCCCAACCCUCACAAUUACGCCAAUUUAGAGUCAGAUAAUGAGCGUGAUGCUUCAAGCACCUUCUCGGGCCUCGACGGCCUCGUCAUCCUCCUUCCAGCCAGUGUCGCGUCAAAACACCAUGUCUUCUCAAGAUGGCAGCAGGUCGGUCCGCCAAUCGAAGCGGUAUUCCAUGACCACGUUGUACUUGUCCAUGUCUGCGAAUGAGAAGGAUUUGGAGAUUGAAGAUGACCUCGCAAAGGGUAAGCGCUCCCAAAAGAGCAUUGAAUGAUAAACGUCUAAUAUCGCUCCCAGCCCAGAAAGUCCUCCGCGACCUCAAAGCCAAGAUAUCCUCCCAAUCAAAGAAGAAUUUCGUUUUGGAAAAAGAUGUCAGAUAUCUCGAUUCUCGAAUAGCACUGUUGAUUCAAAACCGAAUGGCAUUGGAAGAGGUAGGGACGGCCUCCUAUGUAGAAAGUGUAUUCUAACCUUGGUAGCAAAACGAGGUUGCAAGUCAUCUGGAAGAUGCUUCAGACUUACAGGAAGGUUUCUUUCCCAACGACGAGAAGACCCAAAAAUAUGGCAAUUUGCUGUUUCUUCUCCAAUCCGAGCCUCGACAUAUCGCGCAUCUCUGCCGCCUGGUGACAAUGGCCGAGAUUGAUUCUCUGCUACAAACAGUCAUGUUCACAAUUUAUGGAAACCAAUAUGAGAGUCGCGAAGAACAUUUGUUGUUGACUAUGUUUCAGGUAAUUAAUUUGAAUCAUCCAUUGACCAUGUGACUGAAACCUGCUCCAUAGUCUGUCCUAACGUAUCAAUUCGAUAAUACCCCCGAAUAUUCGUCCCUUCUCCGCGCGAAUACCCCCGUUUCACGAAUGAUGACAACAUACACUAGAAGAGGUCCUGGGCAAAGUUAUUUGAAGACAGUAUUGGCUGAUCGAAUUAAUGGGUUGAUUGAGUUGAAGGAUCUUGAUCUGGAGAUCAACCCUUUGAAGGUCUACGAAAGAAUGAUUGAGCAAAUUGAAGAAGAUACUGGGAGUUUACCUGCUUCAUUACCACGAGGUGUGACUGCUGAGCAAGCGGCAGAAAACUCUCAAGUACAGGCCAUUAUUGAGCCCCGACUAACGAUGUUGAUGGAAAUUGCGAACGGAUUCUUGCAAACGAUUAUUGAUGGUCUGGACGAAACUCCCUAUGGAAUCAGAUGGAUAUGCAAGCAAAUCCGAAGUCUUACGAAGCGCAAAUAUCCAGACGCAAAUGAUCAGGUUAUUUGCACGCUUAUCGGAGGCUUCUUCUUUCUUCGUUUCAUCAACCCCGCAAUCGUCACUCCAAAAUCGUACAUGCUCAUCGAGGGAACUCCAGCCGAUAAGCCAAGGCGGACUCUGACCUUGAUUGCGAAAAUGCUACAAAACUUGGCCAAUAAACCAUCAUAUGCCAAGGAACCAUACAUGGCCAAACUUCAACCUUUUAUUCAAUACAACAAGGAGAGAGUGAACAAAUUCAUGCUCGAUCUAUGCGAAGUCCAGGAUUUCUAUGAAAGUUUGGAGAUGGAUAAUUAUGUCGCUCUAUCGAAGAAAGACUUGGAACUUUCAAUCACGCUAAAUGAAGUUUACGCUACCCAUGCGUUACUGGACAAACAUAGUGCUGAGCUUAACAGAGACGCAAACUCCCACUUAGCUGUGAUCUUGGCGGAUCUUGGGCCUGCCCCAGCUCAGCUGCCUCGGAAGGAAAACAGGGCCAUUAAUCUUCCACUUUUCAGUAAAUGGGAAACAGCCAUUGAUGAUUUGACAGCGGCCUUGGACAUCACACAGGAGGAAGUCUACUUUAUGGAAGCCAAGUCGACUUUUGUUCAAAUCAUGCGAUCGAUACCAAGUAAUAGCGCAGUUGCUCGAAGACCACUUCGCCUCGAACGUGUGGCAGAUGCUGCAGCGACAUCACGAAAUGAUGCUGUGAUGGUGCGAAAAGGUAUACGAGCAAUGGAGCUGCUGAGUCAAUUGCAAGAGCUGCAAGUCAUUGACAAAUCCGAUCAAUUCAGUCUCCUUAGAGAUGAGGUUGAGCAAGAAUUACAGCAUCUCGGAUCUCUCAAGGACGGUGUCAUCCUCGAAACCCAAAAGCUGGAUGAAGUCUUCAAAACCAUUAGAGAUCACAACUCUUACCUGGUGGGUCAACUUGAAACAUACAAGAGCUAUUUGCAUAACGUUCGAAGUCAAAGUGAAGGCACUCGACGCAAGCAGCAAAAACAUCAAGUUCUAGGCCCAUAUAAAUUCACUCACCAACAAUUGGAGAAGGAAGGCGUGAUUCAGAAGAGUAAUGUGCCCGACAAUCGGAGAGCAAACAUCUAUUUCAAUUUCACUAGUCCUUUACCGGGCACUUUUGUUAUUUCUUUACAUUAUAAGGGUAUGACGAGUACCCGUACCCCAUUUGCGCAGAAUAUAUAUACACACAUACUAAUGAAACCAGGUCGGAAUCGUGGACUUCUCGAGCUUGAUCUGAAAUUGGAUGAUUUACUCGAGAUGCAGAAGGAUAACCAAGAGGACCUCGACCUCGAAUAUGUUCAGUUCAAUGUACCCAAGGUUCUCGCCCUCUUGAACAAGCGAUUUGCAAGGAAGAAGGGGUGGUGAGAUGUGGCUUGAUAGCGUUUCAUCAUCAUUUUCUUGUUUCUUUCAUCAUCGUCGUCGUCAUCAUCAUCAUCAUCAUCAUCAUCAUCAUCAUCAUUUUCACUUCUCACGUUGUUUCCCAACUGCUGGCGUGCGGUUCAAGGCUUGGAUGGUGGGGAGUGAGGGGUUGGGGGGGAGUCGGAGGCGAAUUUGAUAUCCUGGCGUCCAAAUGUGGUAUUUGGCGUAUUCAUUUCUUCUGCUUGAUUGAUGGGAAGACUUAUCUUGCUUGUUUUUUUCUUUUUUCCAGUUUGCUCGACUCUUUUCACUUGCUUUGUUGCUGGGCCUUAUACCUCUUCUCUUGUCUUUUUCUCUCUCUCGACAUUUUUUGGUCUUCUUCUCUUCAUCUGCGGUUCUUGGAGCGGAGAUGGGAUUAUUUUGUUCUAAUGUUUCCUCUUCUUUUUUCUUUCUUUCUUGGAAGCAAGCGUGUGAAUGGAUGGAGGGGGUAAGGGAAGCGGGUGUAGUAGUGUAGUUGGGCUUUCGCCUUGGCUGGUCUGGGCGUCUUUUUUUUGGGGGAAGGGGGAGGGAGGAAAGGGUUUAUAGACGAUGAUAGGAUUUUUUUUUUCUUCUUCUUCUUUUUUAACCUCUUCGAAAUGAGAUGAGAUUGAAGGUGUGAUGAUGAUUCUCUUUUUUUGAGAUGUGAGGUGGUGUGUGGUGUGAGUGUGUGUGUGAUGAGUUUGUGAGAGAUGAUGGGAUUAAUGGUAUGGAUAGAGAUGUAGAAUUUGAGUGAUGCGGUCGGUCUAAGCUUUUUUCACUAUUCGGGGUUCUACAUCUCUGGUUUUGGGGGUAGUAAGGGUGGGAAAGGAGAGGAGAGGAGGGGGGGUUAAUGGAAAUCAAAUGAUGGAAUGAAUGAAUGAAUAGAUUAAUUUAUUCGUCGGAUAGGAUAGGAUAGGAUAGGAGAUGUGAUUUAUUUUUCCUUGUUGAGUGUUGAGUGUUGUCUUAUCUUAAUUGUCCUUUCUUUUUCUU
Molecule: messenger RNA, 4485 nt
Organism: Hymenoscyphus albidus
Lineage: Eukaryota; Fungi; Ascomycota; Leotiomycetes; Helotiales; Helotiaceae
Source: the annotation of a GenBank genome assembly